AUGGAACGGUCGAAGCUCACCACUUCGUCUCGUUCAUUAUCAGCAACGUCCUUGAAGGAACGCCUUUCUGCCCUCACGCCUCUCAAACCGAUAACCGAUUCAUUACACGCCAACAUAGACUUCGUCCCAGUCGGUAUACCACGAAAAAGAAGAUUGCAGACGCUGGCUGUUGCAGUUUGGUCGACAUUGAUCGCUCUGACGCUAGUUCUCUAUCUUUUGCUCUGGUCACUUCCACCUCUUUGGCCGUUUCUUACAAUAUACUUCAUCUGGGUUCGGUGGAUUGACCAGAGUCCGGAGAAAGGUGGACGAACGAGUCCAUGGUUUCGUAAAUUGAGCUUUUGGAGGUAUUUUGCGGAUUAUUAUCCAGCAUCAGUCUUGAAGGAAGCUGACCUUCCCGCGGAUCGUCCUUAUGUUUUUGGAUAUCAUCCUCACGGAAUCAUUGGAAUGUACGUCGCUUUACUCACACAGCACGCCCACUCUGAAACUCGGAUUAUCAGGGGAGCACUCACUACAUUUGCCACGGAAGCUACUGGUUUCUCCACCGCCUUUCCUGGAAUCAAACCGCACCUAUUGACGCUCGCGAGUAACUUCAAAAUGCCCAUAUACCGGGACAUCCUUCUUGCGAUGGGAAUAUGCAGUGUUUCGAAGUCUUCCUGUAAUAAUAUCUUGAAAGCUGGACCUGGAUCAGCUAUCACCAUCGUUGUUGGAGGGGCUGCGGAGAGCUUGAGUGCACGACCAGGAACGGCGGAUCUUACGCUUCGCAAACGACUUGGGUUCAUCAAAGUCGCAAUUCAACAAGGGGCUGACCUCGUUCCUGUGUUCUCGUUUGGAGAGAAUGACAUAUAUGAACAGAUGCAUAAUGAGAAAGGAACGACAGUGUAUGCUAUCCAGAAAAAGUUUCAGGCUGUGUUCGGAUGGACGUUACCACUUUUCCAUGGGCGAGGCUUGUUGAACUACAAUCUUGGUUUGUUACCGUACAGAAGACAGAUCGUAGUAGUUGUCGGCAAGCCCAUACAUGUAAAACAAUCGGAUAAACCCCAGAUAGAAGACGUCAUGGAAGUACAGAAGUUAUACAUCGAUGAGUUGACGAGGAUAUGGAAUUCGUACAAAGAUCAGUUUGCGAAAGCCCGGACGAGGGAGUUGAGUAUCAUUGAAUGAAGGGAUUAUGUGGGAUUGGGAAACCUCGAAACCGCGGAUGGACAAUUGUAUGAUAGAUACUGGCUUAAUUAGAUUUCGGAGUGUUCGCUUGCAGUUCCGGAGGUAAAAAC
This is a messenger RNA of Marasmius oreades (fairy-ring Marasmius), 1268 nucleotides long. RefSeq lists its product as uncharacterized. Gene Ontology annotation, molecular function: diacylglycerol O-acyltransferase activity. The coding region runs from base 1 to 1158 and encodes 385 amino acids. The transcript has 13 exons. Gene Ontology annotation, cellular component: endoplasmic reticulum membrane. The record is from RefSeq and is a predicted model, not a curated record. NCBI's taxonomy places the organism in Eukaryota, Fungi, Basidiomycota, Agaricomycetes, Agaricales, Marasmiaceae. Gene Ontology annotation, biological process: triglyceride biosynthetic process.